Messenger RNA from Agrilus planipennis (emerald ash borer), 3282 nucleotides. RefSeq names its product lipase member J. Bases 148 to 1413 code for a protein of 421 amino acids. The transcript is spliced from 9 exons. The record is from RefSeq and is a predicted model, not a curated record. NCBI's taxonomy places the organism in Eukaryota, Metazoa, Arthropoda, Insecta, Coleoptera, Buprestidae. Gene Ontology annotation, molecular function: hydrolase activity, acting on ester bonds.
AUUUAUUAAUCAAACCACACUCAUUGCUUUUAAUUUAUUAGCAAAUUCCUCAACUUACGUACAGAAUAAUAUUCUCUAUUAGAAUGGUUCUUGCGGAAACAACAUCAGAAACUAACUGCGGGAAUUUAAAUUUAAAAUAAUAAAAUUAUGUAUAAUGAUAAAUUUGGAUGUUUCUUGACUUUUAUAAUUUCGAUUUCAUCGGUUGGUUUUUCGGAAUGCACUGGAAGGAAUAAUGUUUGUAAAGGUAUUAAGGAUUAUUACACUAUCGAGACCAAUGGAAAUUGUACUUUUGAUCCUGAUGUUUUUCUUCCAAUGGAACUGUUGAUUACAAGCAAUGGAUAUCCUUUAGAAGUGUAUGAACCUAUUACCAGAGAUGGUUACAUUUUGAAACUAUUUCGAAUACCUCAAAAAAAACCUAAACGAGGUACGGUAUAUUUAAGUCAUCCCUUAAAUGGUAUGAGCAAUCUUUGGGUGGAUAAAAAGAACCAUUCUCUUGCUUUUAUGCUAUCAAACGCAGGAUAUGACGUGUGGAUGGGAAAUUACAGGGGUAAUUAUCAUUCUGAAAGGCACGAAACUUUGACUGUGUACGAUCGUGAAUUUUGGAAAUUUAGUUUUCAUGAAAUGGCUCUGUACGAUCUUCCAACAAUGUUAGAAUUUAUAAGAGAGCAUACAGAGGGUGACAGGGUUUAUUACAUCGGGCAUUCGUUGGGGACCACAACCGCAUUUAUUUAUUCCUCGCUUUUACCAGAACACGCCGAAGAUUUUGUGAAAGUGUUCGUGUGUAUGUCCCCCGUAGCUUUUUUGAGACACGUCCCUUACAUUAUGAGGGUUGUUGCUCGAUAUACAAAUUUAUUUUUGGAAUGGGGUGAAUCUUUGGGUAUAACGAAUAUGAUUUGGUGGAAUGGAUUUUUGCAUAAUUUAGCGAAAGGGUUUUGUCUAGGUCCCGAACCACAUAUUGAACUUUGUUUAUUUUUCCUUGUUGUUGCUAUUGGCAAUGGACCUGAUUUUGAAGAAUUAAAUCCGAUUUGGAUUCCUCACACGUUUACACAAAAUUUUGCUGGUUUUUCAUUCCGAUCAGUAGCACAUUAUGGUCAAAUUGCUGGAAGUGAAAGAUUUCAGUUUUUUGACCACGGAGCGGAAAAGAAUUUAAACUUUUACGGUUCUCAAAGACCUCCUUUAUAUCCCUUGGAUAAAAUGACAGUUCCAAUUUAUUUAGUUUACGGAAGUAGGGACAAUGUGGCAACGCAGUGGGAUGCUGAAGAGUUUUACGAGGCAAUACCACCAAGAACAAGGAUUUAUGGUAAGUGGAAGGUGAACGGAUUCAAUCACGUAGAUUUUAUGUAUGGAAGGAACGUAGGAACAAGAGUGUACGAACCUAUAGUUGAUUUUGUCAACAACAUUGUUCGAGAUUAAACAAAAUGGGAAAAUAAACUGUCUAAAUUUGUUCAAAGUUGGUAGUUGAUUUUUGAGUUGGUAGAUUGUAACAAAUAAUAAACAGGAAUAAAAAUGGCGCGCAAUCCCGAGUGUCAUGUAAGUGUCAAGCUGACUGAUUAGGGUCGACAUUAAGAAUAAAAGCAAAUUUGUCUUAAAAAACAGUUUAUAAAUGGUUUGAACUGAAUAUAAGCCACGAUGAAUCUUAUUCGAGGGCAAUGUUUGAUUUGCAAACAGAAGGAGCAAGUGUUGAAUACAGCAGAAGCCCGGCCUUUUUUGAAAUACAUUAUAAACACUUAUUUUACAAAUAAAAAGAUUGGUUUAAAAGAAUUAAAAUAUCGCAUACAUCCCAAAAGUUUAUGUGUUGUUUGUGCAUGCAAUGUUGAAACUUCAUAUAAAUUUAAAAAGACGUACGAAAAUAAGGUUAGAAAGGAGUCAGUUAUUAAGAAGACCCUGAACUCUUGUUUAGUGUGUGGUUUUCGCGGUUUUGGGCUUGUAAAAACAGAAGACAAUCCUAAUGACUUUCAAGAAAAUUUGUGUCUAUUUAUGAGAGCGAUAUCAAAAUCAAGACCCUACAACCAAUGUGCAGUAUGUUUUGUCUGUGUACUCGAGCUACAAAACUUCAACAAGAUAAACGCUGUGCUACAAGAAGAGGUUGAAUUUUCUAACAACAAAAUAGAAGAAAUAAUUUUAAGUGAAGAUGAAGAUUUAAAAAUAGUACCGUUUGUGAAGAGUAUUCCAAAUGUAGGAGUUUCUACUCCCAAUAAACUGCAUUUAAGAAGUAAGAGGAAGCGGGCUGCUUCUGCUUCUCCUAAUGAAGAAAUUCCACCAGCAAAAUUACCAAAAAUUCAUUUGUCAAAACAAUAUUUUAAAAAUUCCUCUGAUAUAAUGUCAGUUAAAGCAUUAAGUAAAACUGAAAAGAUAAAAAUUCCAAGACCUGCUAUUAGAGACAAGAAGAUGUACAGUAAUUUACCUGUUAUUGAACUAGAGAAGGUAAAUUCUGAUAUAAUUAAAAGUAAAGCCAAUGUAGAAAUUAUUAAACAUGUUGGUAAAAGCAAAAGAACAAGUAUUGCUGCAGAUUCUACAUUUACAGAUUCAGUUGAAUAUCAGAAACCAAAGGUAUCUAUCAGGAUAAAAUUGCUUUCAAAAAAACGCAAUUUCAAGCCAUGUCCCAAAUCCAAAAAAGAUCUGACCAAGUGUAUAGAAUGCAAUCAAGUCUUCACUACCCUAUGCCAAUUCAAAAGUCACUUACUGUGGCAUGAGAAACGGGCCUUUUUAAAAGUAAAUUUAACAAGAGAUCCGAUUAUAUCUAAGUUAACUGCAGAAUCUCAAAACAAUAAAAAUGCAGUAGAAGAGAAAGACCAUUCUGUGGAAGUAGACAAAAAGAAAGAUGAAGAAGUAGAUGAAGGGAAAGAUGAGGAUGUGAUUGAAGACAGUCAAGAGUUAUUAAAAAUCCCUGAUAAUGAGGAUGAUGCCAUGGAUACAAUCCCUUUAAAUGAUAAAAACGAUUCAACAGAAACUAACAAUAUACAGGAAGAAGUUAAUGGCAUAACUGAUAAAAGUGAAAAUAAAGUUGCCCAAGAAGAAAUUAACGAAGAAAUUAACAACAGCAAAGAAGGGAAAGACGGAAAUUCUGAUGAUGAUAAUAUCAUCCCAUUUAACUUUGAAGGUCUUAAUGAUAAGAUUGAAUAUAUCAUUGUUGAUGAGGUGGCAGAUGAUAGCAACAAAAUGGAUGUAGGGGCCCAAGAAGAAGUAAAAACUCAUAAAGAAAACCAUAUAGGUGAUGAAAAUGAGUCUCAAGUAAAUAAUGCAAGUCAGCCGAGUCAGAUAGGAAAUGAAAUAGUUGAAGAA